GGGGGAAAUCGAUGAACGGGUCUGUAUGUGGAACCACAGUGUCGUCGACGUUUCCAGUCGGAGUCUUUUACCAAACAGAUCGGUUUCACGUUUUGAAAAGCGGCGGAGCAAAAACAAACGAGUUGUUUUGUUUUGCUCUUUUAUAAUUUAGAUUGAUAAACCGUCGAUUAUAUCAUGGCUGUCCCAGGUCCAAACAAAGACAACAUCAGAGCAGGCUGCAGAAGAUGUGGCUAUCCUGGUCAUUUGACAUUUGAAUGUCGUAAUUUUGUCCGUGUGGAUCCGAGGAAGGACAUUGUUUUGGAUGUGAGCAGCACCAGCAGCGAGGAGAGUGAAGAAGAGGAGCAGGAAGCUGUCAGCAAAGAGAAGAUCUUCGGCAGCCACUCAAAAGGUCCUCGUGAAGAUUCCAGAAAAGAAAAACAUAAAAAGAAAAGCAAAGACAAAUCCCAUGGAAAGGCCAAAAAGAGGUCUUAUUCAUCAAGUGAUGAUGAGGAAGAAGUGAGCAAGAAGAAGAAAAAGCACAAGAGCCACAAAAAGAAAGGGAAAAAGGAGAAAAGAGAGAAAGAAAAGAAACACAAGAAAAAACAUCAAAAGAAAGACACAGACUCUUCCUCAUCUGACAGCUCUACUGGAUCAUCAGACACGGACUGAAGCUUUGACAGGACCACAGAAUCACAGCAAAAACAGUAAAAUACCUUCUGCCAGAGCCAUUUGUACAUAACACCUUUAUACUUUAGAAAUCAAUUUUGUCUUUUAUAUUUACCUCUGAGAGUUGGAGUGGUUUUUUUUUUGUGAUGUAUUGAAUUUUUUAUUUUGUGAUUGUAUAUCAAUGAAAUUAAAACCCACAACCCUUCAUGUGAA
Messenger RNA from Sinocyclocheilus rhinocerous, 858 nucleotides. It is a transcript of the gene srek1ip1, whose product is annotated as SREK1-interacting protein 1. The record is from RefSeq and is a predicted model, not a curated record. The coding region runs from base 175 to 648 and encodes 157 amino acids. NCBI's taxonomy places the organism in Eukaryota, Metazoa, Chordata, Actinopteri, Cypriniformes, Cyprinidae. The transcript has 5 exons. Gene Ontology annotation, molecular function: zinc ion binding; nucleic acid binding.